Elgaria multicarinata webbii is the source of this 2006-nucleotide messenger RNA. RefSeq lists its product as uncharacterized. Lineage: Eukaryota; Metazoa; Chordata; Lepidosauria; Squamata; Anguidae. The transcript has 17 exons. The coding region runs from base 141 to 2006 and encodes 621 amino acids. The record is from RefSeq and is a predicted model, not a curated record.
AAGAGCUAUUAUUCAAAGAAUAAUCCUUGGGACAGAAGGGGACAGGAAGUGCUGUGUUACUCUGGCAUCAGAAUCAAGAAUUGAGCCAGUUAUCUCAGCAGUUCAAAUUCUUUAGAGGAAUUAAAGCGGACAAGCUGGAUAUGACAAUGGAAUACAAGACAUUUUGGCUACUAGCUGUUGCUCUGUGUUUAUGUUCUGUCUGCUCACAAAAUGGAGGACAUCCACCAUAUGCCUGCCAAUGCCUAAUGGAUGUCAAAGAGAGAGAGAGAUGUCAUUCCACUUCCAUAGACAUCACUGCAGAGGAAUGCACAGCAAAUGGAUGCUGCUUUGAUGCAACCGUGCCUGAUGCCCCGUGGUGCUUCAGACCCUCUGGAGAAAGAGCUUCACUCCGCUAUGCAAAGAAAAUGAUUGAACCGCAAGCAAGAAUCGACUGCGGCUAUCCCGGGAUCACAAGCAAGAGGUGCAAACGAAUUGGAUGCUGCUUUGAUCCAAAGACUUCUAGCACGCCAGGGUGUUUUCACCCCCAAGUAAACAAUGUUUCCCAGCAUUGUGUAAUGGACUGGAGUGCAAGGCAGGAUUGUGGAUACCCAGGCAUCACUGCUGAGGAAUGUCAAGCAAAAGGAUGUUGCUUCAAUUCCUAUGUCGUUAGUAGUCGCUGGUGCUUUCACCCUCUUUCUGAUGCAGGAACUGCCAGGCUGUGUGGAAUGGCACCAAAGAAAAGAGUGCAAUGUGGGCAUCCUGGUAUCUCUGCUGAUGAAUGUUUGGAGAAAGGAUGCUGCUAUGAACGUUACCAAUAUGCCAAACAAGUCCCGUGGUGCUUCGAACCUUCAGCAAAGCAAGGAAACGAAGUCAGAUUCUGUCAAUAUGACUGCACCAGUUACUGUACCAAGGACAAUUGCUCAGUUAAGCUGUUUAUGCUCGUUUUGCAAGUCAAAGAAAGUUGCUCCAUGUUUCUCCAUUUGGGCUUGCCAGCCUGCCCUCUGCCCAGGCUGACAUCAACCAAUCAGAUGUCGCCUUCUGCCUGGGAAUGCCUCCGCAACGAGGAUGGAGGGAGGUUAGAUGGUGGAAGGACCAUGUUUGCCUCACUCCAUCCUGAAAAGUCAGGGUUCCGAGGUUUGUAUGGUACCAUGGAGAAAAUGGGUAUCUGUGUUCUCUCACUCAUUUUAAUUUUAGGAAUCAGCACACUGCUUGAAGGGAUGUCACUUCCACCGGACUGCCAAUGUGAUGCAGAACCCAAAAAUAGAACAAACUGUGGGCCUCCUGGAAUCUCUCCCCAGGAAUGCGUUAAAAAUGGAUGCUGCUUCGAUUCACAAGUCCCAGGAGUUCCCUGGUGCUUUACUGGAGUAAGACAUGUAUGUCCCAAAAAAGUGAGUGACAGAGUCAACUGUGGAUACCCAGCGAUCCCUAAAGAUACAUGUGAGAAGAGAGGUUGCUGUUUUCGGGCUAGCCCACCUGGUGUUCCAUGGUGUUUCUUUAAGGUCAAGGUGGAAACAGGUCAACAACGUAACUGUAACGUACCUCCUCGGAGAAGAAGAGAGUGUGGAUGGGCAGGGAUUUCUAGACAACAGUGUGUGUCAAGGGGGUGUUGUUUUAACAACUCUAUCCGUGGUGUUAAAUGGUGUUUCAAUCCCCAGGUGAAGCAAUUCCUCUUUUUUGGCAAUGUGCAAGUUGCCACGCCAAUCCCUGAUGGCGUGGGCCCAGCACCAAAUAAACAGAAAAUUGUAGAUGUGAAAAUAUACAUCCGGCCUGCACUGGUCGUCCUGCAACAGAGAACGUAUCAGUUGGGUCUCAGCAGUCUGGCUAAUGGGUUUCGUCUUCAAAUAUACCCAGGACAAUGUGAAGUGAUACCAGUAAGCAGAAUAAACUGUGGAUACCCAUACAUCAGUGCUGAGGAAUGCUACAACAGAGGAUGCUGUUUUGAUUCGAGUAUUGCUGACACCAUCUGGUGCUUUUUUCCUGGAGAUGAAUAUGGGUCAGCCACACUGCAGUUUAUGUACAUUCACUAA